AAUACCUGCAUGGGUGUCCACGAAAUAUGUCCCACAACAUCCACAGCAACUGGGUGUAAUUUCGUCUGAUGAAUAUGAAAAGAUAAUGAAACAUGAACUAGAAUAUGAAGUUGAACCAAGAGCAGAACCUGUGAUCACUGGAAACCGGAUUGUUGAACUAGGUUACGUUUUAGACUGGGCCAUUGGACUUCAGUUCAAUCAUUCCAAAAUAUGUACAAUGGGUAUUCUAUCUGUAAAAAGAGAGACUCGCAAUGGUUUGACAAGUACCAUAGAAUUUGUGUGCAAUGCUUGUGAUCGUCAAUUCAGUUACAACACUGAGGAUCCAAGCCGGGAAAAGUCUGUAAUAAAUGUCGGAGCAGUAUGGGGAACAUUGGCUUCAGGGGGCACUUAUACACAUAUGAGCGAGAUACUUAGUUCAAUGGACAUACCAACCAUGUCUACAAGGCUAUUUCAUCGUUUAGAAAAUUAACUAGGAAAGGAAUGGGAGGGAUCGCUAUUACGAUCCAUGAAAUCUGCCGGGGAAAUAGAGAGGCAAGCUGCUAUAGAAAACAGUCAAAUUUGUUCUGAUGGUACCCCUUGGAUCACGGUUUAUGUUGAUGGAUCUUGGAGUAAACGUUCCUAUGGUACCAAUUAUGAUGCUUUGUCGGGUAUGAUAGGAAUAAUUGGAAAACAUACUGGAGAAUUACUUUUUGUUGGAGUACGGAACAAAUAUUGUACCAUCUGUGCCAGAUCUGAAAAUGCAGGUGAAGCUGUCGGUGACCAUAUAUGUUACAAAAAUUGGUCUGGUUCUGCCUCAGCAAUGGAGGCGGAUAUGGUAGUUGAUGGCUUCAACCAAAGUGAAGCAAUGCACGGAGUUCGCUACAUGAAGUUCAUCGGCGAUGGAGACUCUAGUGUGUUUUCAAAAAUUCAGAAUUCUGUAACGUAUGGCAAGGAGGUCCAAAAAUGUGAAUGCACCAACCAUGCUCUCAAAAAUUAUGGUAAACGCCUCAGAACUAUAAAAGCUGACACCCAAAUCAAUUUGAAAGGACGGAAAUUAUUGACAAAUUCAAAAAUUAAACUGCUAACCAAGAGAGCGAAAUGUUCCAUUUACGAGCAUGCUAAAAGUGGCACUUCUAAUGUUGAUCUCCUGCGCUUCGAUUUGAGAAACGGUUUGCAUCAUGUGUUUGGUGAGCAUUCCAAUUGUCGGGAAGGCAUAUGUAAUACUGUGCAUGACGUCUCAGGCAGUAUGAUUCCUGAACUCAAAUCUACUACAAUUUAUCAUCAUCUGAAUGGUGCUCUAGAUCUCCUCGUAAGAAAAGCUCAUUUAUUAAUAGAGAAUGAAAAUAACAAUCGUGCUGAGAGGUUAAUGAAUAUAGUUUCUAGGUUCAAUCAAGGGAAAAGAUUGAAUUUAAUUCAGAGGGGUUCGUAUCAGAGACGAGUACAUUUAUCUGGACUACGACACAAUAAACAAUUCAACUGGCAUUCUGACCCUUACAAGAAUUAUAUGAGCUCUAGUCCUGGUAAACAUUUCAAAAAAUUCAUUGCUAGGAAUUGUCGGUCCCAGGAGUUGAAAUGCCGUAGGAGAUUACUUUCAACUGUUUCAAAGAACAAUAAUGAUCAUAGUAAAAGAAAGAAAACAUCCUCAAGCAUGAAACAGAGAGAUGUGAAUACCGACUAUGGACCUCACGCUGAUCAGCAGAUGAUUGACCAAUCAUUGUUGGCCGAAGAAGUAGAUGUGAUUCUGAGAAGAUUACAGGUGUCUGAAGCAGAACGGGAUCGAAUCCAAACUGAAUCAGUAGUACAGUUUGGCAAUGCGAUAUUCGAAACUGAACGAAAACUGAGGCUGACAGCAUCAAUGUUUGGUAAGGUGAUCAAGCGAAGACCAUACACGUCGUGCCAUAAUAUGGUGAAGGAAUGUUUGAAACCUAGUUCCUUUUGGUCAGAGGCGACUGACUAUGGCAUAGCUAAGGAGAAAGUUGCCAUUGGUAUAUUUGAGAGGAUAAAGAGUCUGCAUGUCCAGGAUUCUGGUUUUUGGAUCGAUCUUCAAUAUGGAUUCUUGGGUGCUUCUCCUGAUGGAAUCGUUUUGAGUGAAGAUUCGAUGAUAGAAGUCAAAUGUAUUUAUUCAGCUAGUAAAUUAGAACUGAAAAAACACACAUUGGAUGAAGUAAUAGACAUUAUGAAAAGUAAAAUAUGCUUGGAAAGACAUGAUGAUCAAAUAAGAUUGAAACGAACUCACAACUAUUACUAUCAAAUUCAAGGACAACUGAACAUUGCGCGAAAAUCGAAAUGUUACUUCAUCGUUUAUAUCAACGAUGCUAUUGAUUUAUUCGUGGAGGAGAUAGAGAGGGAUGCCAAACUUUGGGAAGAAAAAAUGUGUCCACUUUUAGUACAGUUUUACAAGGAAUGUAUCUGCCCAGAAAUUAUUAUGGAUAAUAUAGGAAAAGGUAGAAUAUGCAAUGAUCCGCCAUUCAUUUCAGAAGCGAUAACUUUGCAAGAAGAGAAGAAAAGGAAAAUAUCGAAGGUCAUCAAUCCCGUGAUUGUAAACUCUGCUGACAAAGAAAGUAUUCAAAUAUUGAGACAUGUGGUAGUUCCCUUUGAAUUAACAUCUGUUUUUCAAAAAAUUGCUGAGAACAAUACAUCUGAAAAUAUUGAAUGCUGUGGAAUUUUGGCAGGGCGAUUAGAGAAUAAUAAACUCAAAAUAUCCCAUAUGAUCGUACCAAAGCAGACAGGCACUUCUGACUCAUGUACGGCAUCCCAUGAAGAAGAACUACUCCUGUAUCAAGAGCAACAUGAUUUGAUAACCAUUGGAUGGAUACAUACUCAUCCCACACAAACUGCAUUCCUCUCCAGUGUGGACCUUCAUACCCAUUGCUCCUAUCAACUAUUGAUACCAGAAGCCAUUGCAAUUGUUUGUGCACCAAAAUAUAAACAAAUUGAAUAUUUCAAUCUCACCCCAACGAACGGCAUGACAGUCAUCAGUAAAUGUAAAAAAUCUGGUUUCCAUCCCCAUCCAAGUGAACCACCACUUUUCAAAUCAGCAGACCACGUUAGAAUAGAGAAUGAUGCAACUCUGGAAGUUAUUGACCUUCGAAUGCUCGAGUGA
This is a messenger RNA of Phaedon cochleariae (mustard beetle), 3082 nucleotides long. The record is from the annotation of a GenBank genome assembly. Lineage: Eukaryota; Metazoa; Arthropoda; Insecta; Coleoptera; Chrysomelidae.